Messenger RNA from Cucumis sativus (cucumber), 1067 nucleotides. Its product is annotated as chaperone protein DnaJ. Bases 476 to 868 code for a protein of 130 amino acids. Lineage: Eukaryota; Viridiplantae; Streptophyta; Magnoliopsida; Cucurbitales; Cucurbitaceae. The transcript has 5 exons. The record is from RefSeq and is a predicted model, not a curated record.
AUUUACAUGGACUAUAGAGAUUUUAAUAGUUUUGCUAUGUUUCAUCUUUUUCAACCCAACCCAACUAGGAAAAAACUGAAAUUUCCAACCCAAUUCGUUUAAUUUACACCCCAGUUUCAAUUUACUUGUAAUAUUUAAAAAUGUCUACAAAAUUUGCCAAUUGAUAACUUGCAUUUUAAGUUAUGUACAUAUGCAUUCAUGUAAGAUUAGUUUUUUCAAAAAAACUUGUACUCAUAUUAUGUGGUCAUAAGUUAACAAUCCGAAGCAAAGGGAAAACCAAUCACAAACAACACAUAUACUGAAUCUCUAUUUGUAAGUUUUCAGAGUUGAAAACCAAUUUGCAACCACAUAUCCCAUCACCUGGUUCACAUUCACAAGGACGCCCCCUCUCGAACCUUCUUCGUCUUCUUCCUCUAUCUGUUUUAAACCCACGUCCCAUCCAUGCAAACCCUCGCUGAUUUUCCCGGCCAAAAUAAUGUCCGGCGGUGCUUGUUGUUACUAUUCUGUUCUUGGACUCUCUAAGGAAGCUUCUGCCGAUGAAAUCCGAUCAGCUUACCGUAGACUAGCCAUGAAAUGGCAUCCCGAUAGAUGGAUCAAAGACCCCGAAAUGGCCGCUGAAUCCAAAACUCGGUUUCAGCAAAUUCAACAAGCUUAUUCAGUUCUAUCAAACAAAGGAAAAAGAAGCAUAUACGACGCCGGAUUGAUUUCAUUUCUAACAGACGAUGAUGACGAAGGAUUCUGCGAUUUCAUGAUCGAAAUGGUAUCGAUGAUGAAGAGCACAACAGAGCAGGGGAGGAAGAAGAAGAAGAGAAAGAACAGGUUGGAGGAUCUAAGAAGAUCAAUAAAUGGAGAUGAUGGGAGCUGCUGAGGAAUUAGGGAUCGGCUCCGGAUCUCGUCCUCGAUUCACUUCACCACAUCAAAUUUUUAGCACUUAACAUUCUCUCUAAAUUUAUUUUGAAUGUUGUUUAGAAGCAAUUAACUUAUAAUUUAGUACAUAUUUUCAAUUAUAUUUUGUAACCAUUUAGCUUUAAUGUAUGAGAUUUUUCACGGUGUGUAUUAAGUUGUCA